Panicum virgatum (switchgrass) is the source of this 1943-nucleotide messenger RNA. Its product is annotated as probable xyloglucan galactosyltransferase GT19. Bases 77 to 1441 code for a protein of 454 amino acids. The transcript has a single exon. NCBI's taxonomy places the organism in Eukaryota, Viridiplantae, Streptophyta, Magnoliopsida, Poales, Poaceae. Gene Ontology annotation, molecular function: glycosyltransferase activity. The record is from RefSeq and is a predicted model, not a curated record.
CCACAUCCACAAACCCCGUUGUUUCGGUUACACGACCACCUCCUCGACUCUCUCCCUCGGUCGGCCACUCCCCAAAAUGGCCAAUCCCCUCUCGCUGUUCCUCCUCUUCCUCCUCAACGUCGCCGCCGCCGCCCGCGCCGGCACCGACGGGCCGGACCCCUGCGCGGGCCGACGGAUCCACAUCCGCCGCGUGCCCCCUCGCUUCAACGCCGACCUCCUCCGCCACUGCGGCGCCGACGCCUUCCCGCUCUCCGACGCGUCCGCGGCGGCCACCUCGGCCCCGCCCUGCGAGUCGCUCGCCAACCACGGCCUCGGUCCGCGCACGCACCCGCGCAGCCGCUCCUGGUACCGCACCGACGCGCGGCUCCUGGAGCCCUUCUUCCACCGCCGCGUCCUGGAGCGGGGCUGCAUCGCCGACGACCCGGCCCACGCCGACGCCGUGUUCGUGCCCUACUACGCGGCGCUCGAUGCUCUGCCGUACGUGCUCGACCCGGAGCUCCUCGACGCCUCGGCCCAGCACGGCGUGGAGCUGGCCGAGUUCCUCGCGCGGGACCAGCCGUGGAUCCUGGCGCGCCGACGGGGCCACGACCAUUUCCUGGUGGUGUCGGGAUCCGCGUGGGACUACGCGCAGCCGCCGGACGCGGAGCCGAGGAUGUGGGGCACGACGUCGCUGCUGCGGCUGCCGGAGCUGGCCAACUUCACGUUCCUGACGCUGGAGUCCCGCAUAUGGCCGUGGCAGGAGCACGCCAUCCCGCACCUCACGUCGUUCCACCCGGCGUCGCUCCCGCACCUACGCGCCUGGCUCGCCCGCGCGCGCCGGUCCGGCCGCGGCACGCUGAUGCUCUUCGCGGGCGGCGUCUCGCGCCCAUCCCGGCCCAACAUCCGGGGCUCCAUCCUCGCCGAGUGCGCUAACCGCACCGACGCGUGCGCCGUCGUCGACUGCUCCGGCGGCAAAUGCUCGCACGACCCCGGCCGGUACAUGCGCGCCAUGCUCAAGGCCAAGUUCUGCCUGGAACCGCCGGGGGACACGCCGACGCGGCGUUCCACGUUCGACGCCAUCCUCGCCGGCUGCGUGCCCGUGUUCUUCGAGGACCUCGCGGCGCGGAGCCAGUACGGGUGGCACCUGCCCCCCGCGCAGUACGACGAGUUCUCGGUGCACAUACCCAAGGAGACCGUGGUGUUCGGCGGCGUCAGCAUCGCUGAGACGCUCGAGGCCGUGCCGGAGGGCGAGGUGCGGAGGAUGCGGAAGCGCGUGCUGGAGAUGGCGCCGAGGGUGGUGUACCGGCGGCAUGGCAGCACGGACGAAUUGAAGGGGGUCGUGAAGGACGCUGUCGACCUCGCCGUGGAUGGUGUCCUGCGGAGGAUUCGGAGGCGGACGCGCGCGCAGGAGGGGCUGCCCGAUAGGAUUUACGCGAUGGAGGACGACAGCAUCGAGAUGUAGGAUCAGGGAUUCAGGGUAACCGGGAACAUCAGCUGUGCGAUUGUACAAGAGAGAUUCCAAUAGAGAUUUAUUUCGUGUCCCAAAUGUGUCCUUGCUGUUGGAGCAUCGAGAAGAUGAUGGAUUGGACAAGAGAGAUUCCAGUAGAGAUUUAUUUCGUGUCCCAAAUGUGUCCUUGCUACUCCAGGAGGUCAUGUGCAACGAGUAAACGAAGCAAUGUGUUGGGAAACAAGCACAAGAAUUGAGAAAUAUGGCUAGUGCUGAUGAAGUGGGAGAUGAGUUCAGAAUUUGGACAAAGUCAUAGCUAUUCGGAUCUUUCAAUUCAUUACAUAGGCUCUGCAUUUUAUCUGAAUUUUACCUGAUAAAGAAGUUAACAAAAAUGUGGAGCUUAUAGUGUUGAAGAUGAUAGGGAUUGUUGCUAAGUGAUGGACAGAUUCAACUUUGUGAUUGUAUGCUGCUGUUGCAUUGGUACCAGAUUCUAUCAAGUGCUUGUUACCUUCCCUAA